This is a messenger RNA of Thamnophis sirtalis, 559 nucleotides long. RefSeq names its product solute carrier family 7 member 6 opposite strand (gene SLC7A6OS). Gene Ontology annotation, biological process: developmental process. The record is from RefSeq and is a predicted model, not a curated record. Lineage: Eukaryota; Metazoa; Chordata; Lepidosauria; Squamata; Natricidae.
CCCAUCGUCCCUCUCAGAGCGGCCUGGUCCGGUUGCCAUGGAGACAGCCGCCGUGCUGCGCGUGAAGAGAAAGCGCGGAGGGUCUUUGCCGGCCGAAGCGCUGGUCCUUGCCAGCAAGCGCUUCCGCAGUGAGGCUGGGGCUGCUGCCGAGGCCGCCUCCUCGCCCGGAGAGGGCGAGGUGGAGAAGACUCUCUUCAAGUUGGUAGCCACUGUAAGCUCGGAGGCCGAACCUGUUGACAAAUAUGUACAAGAAGCUUUUACCCAUCAGAAAGGAGGCCAGAUCCUGCGACCUGCUCUAGGGAGUGCUCAAAGAAUAAUUCAGGAUCUUCGUUCUUCAAAGCACGCCAAAAGGCAGGAAAGCCGCUACCGCCUGAUCACUAGCCUCCGUCCAAAUAUCAGCAAUGGAGCAAAUGAGAAAGAAUCUGAUGAAAAGAAACAGUCUUCCGUGUCUGAGAAAGACAAAAAUGACAGCACGUCUGGCUGCUAUAGAGACUUUCAGUUCUUUGAUAUUAUACAGGAGGAGCAGGUGGAAAAUGAUACAUCUGCUUCCCAUUUACAG